Messenger RNA from Zalophus californianus (California sea lion), 1149 nucleotides. RefSeq names its product translation initiation factor IF-2-like. The coding region runs from base 1 to 822 and encodes 273 amino acids. The record is from RefSeq and is a predicted model, not a curated record. The transcript has 2 exons. NCBI's taxonomy places the organism in Eukaryota, Metazoa, Chordata, Mammalia, Carnivora, Otariidae.
AUGCACCCUCUCAUCUAUACACUCCCAACACUCCUGCAAAACAUCAGCAGCACUCCACGAGGACGAACCGGCGGCAGCUACGGAAGGCUCCGGCACGUUACUGAGGAAGAAGCGGUGCUUGUGUCUCUAAGCCAGGCGGUCACCCGGGUCUCUUCCGCGCUGCCGGAGCAGAGGAGGCGGCAGCGGCCCCGCUUACCUCCUCUUUUCCUCUUCCUGGGUCUCUUCAGGCUGUGUCUUCUGCCCGCCCUGGGCCACUUCUCCCGGGACAGUCACGUCUGGGAGGCUCCAGAUUUUGCUCUUACAAAGUUUUCCUCUGGGCUGAGGCUGCAGCCGGCCCCCCGGGUCCCCCCCGCCCUCGGGGCUGGGGCGGGGGAGGGGGCUCUAAGAACUCCUCCCGGAGUUCUGCCGAGGAGCCGGGGGGCCGGCGACUGGCCAGGGGAGAAGACCCCCUCCCCCGCGAGGGGGCUGAGGGGGGGGGAAGGUAAGGAAAGGACGGCGGCGCCGGUCCUGCUCUCCCCGCCGCCGGGGCCGCCGCUUCACAUCGGGGUCCCCGCCCCCCCGGCCGGGGGGUGGUUGUUGAGCUUGGGUCCCCGGCUCAUACACUCUGGGGCAAGAUGCUACGGCCCCGGGCGGGUGGCCGAGGCAGCGGCGUGGUGGGGGACCCGGCCGGCUCCGCUCGGCGCCGCCCCCGCUCCCGGCUCCCGCAUGUGUCGCUGCGGCUGGGACCCCCUCCCUACACGUUGGGGGUCCCUCGCCCCGCGCUCCGGGACGAGACAGAAGCUUCGGCCCCUCCUCAGCGUCUUCUCACCGCGGAGAAGCUGACUAGUCCCGGCCCGAGGUAGCCGCCUCCCUGCCCCCCAGCCGCCGGCUCCGGCUUGGGCUCCGGCGUGUGCAGCCGCCACUGCCGGCCGGGAAGGUGAGGGGGGGAGAAGUGGGGUGGCCGCGGCUCCCGCUGGUCCAGGUCAGGACGAAGGUCUCGGCGGUGGCCAGUGCACGGGGGCUGGGUCUCUCAGAUGCUCCCUCGCUCUCACGCUCUCCGCUGCGGUGGCGGUAGCGCCCGGAGCUCAGCUCGCUGUCUCGCUCGCUCUGUGCGGGGCUCUCGCCUCACUCCAGAGAGGGGCGGGAGGAAAGCGGCGCCGCCGGAUGACG